AUGGUAGCUGAAGGAAUAACGCACACCGUGGCCACGGUGUGGCCUGAUGUUCCCAUGAACAAGGAUGACGUCUGUUAUCUGAUAGGAGCACUGCCCCACGCCACGUUUGUCCGCGUGAGUUGGCUCAUCACCAGUUUCAUCACGUUCGAGCGGUGCCUGUGCGUGAGCAUGCCCCUCAAUGUUAAGCAGAUUAUCACCGGCACGCGCACGGUCGUGGCGAUGGUGUGCAUCUACGUCAUCGUUUUCCUGGGCAUGUCGCCCUUCUUCAUCGGCAAUCAGCUGAGCAGCCAGUUCAACCCCCAGACCAACACAAGCCGCAUCGUGCGGGUGUCCAUUGCAGACGUCUUCUUCACCGACAACAUUGGGCACAACUUCAGCGUGGCCGCGCAGUUUGGUUCUAUCAUCAUCAGCCUCGUUUCCACGGCCGUCAUCGUCAGGCAGAUGGAGGUCAAAUGGAAAUGGCGGAUCGAGUCCACAUCCGGUGCGCAAAGUGAGAAACUUUCAGUGCGGGAUAAGAAACUGGUGAAAAUGGUAUUGACGAUUUUGUAUGUGUACAUUGCUUGUCUAAUCCCCAGCUGUCUUACCUUUAUCCUUGAAAUAGUGUACCAAGAGAGGUUCAGCUUCAUGGGGCCCAACUACAACGUGUACCUUUGUGUCGUCUCCGUUAUUAUCACAUUUGAAGUUGCUCACAGCACUGUCAACAUUUUAAUCUACUACUAUAUGAAAACCAGUAUAUACAUCAACAAAGAUUCACAUUUAAGCUACUAA
Molecule: messenger RNA, 768 nt
Organism: Physella acuta
Lineage: Eukaryota; Metazoa; Mollusca; Gastropoda; Physidae
Biological process (GO): positive regulation of Rho protein signal transduction; phospholipase C-activating G protein-coupled receptor signaling pathway
Cellular component (GO): plasma membrane
Molecular function (GO): G protein-coupled receptor activity
Source: RefSeq, a predicted model, not a curated record